Molecule: messenger RNA, 956 nt
Organism: Cylicostephanus goldi
Lineage: Eukaryota; Metazoa; Nematoda; Chromadorea; Rhabditida; Strongylidae
Source: the annotation of a GenBank genome assembly
CCAUUUUCAGAAAUAUCAUAAUUUCUUAUGCUGGAUGUCUGCGACACGGAUUGAUACCAAACCUCCUUGCUGAAGGAAAGGGUGCCCGCUAUAACUGCCGUGAUGCUGUUUGGUUCUGGCUAUAUGGCAUUGAACGCUAUGUUCGAAUGGCUCCAGAAGGACAUGAAAUUCUAAAGUGCCCUGUACUGCGAAUAUAUCCCGAUGAUGACGUUAUAUACGGAGAAGACGCGCGGGAGCAGCUUUUGAUCGAUGUUAUGUACGAAGCUUUGAGUCGACACUUCGCAGGAAUCGAUUUCAGAGAACGAAAUGCUGGAUUUGAGAUCGAUGAACAUAUGAAAGAUGAAGGUUUUAAUGUGAAAGCAUACGUGGAUCGAAACACUGGCUUCAUUCACGGUGGUAACAGAUGGAACUGCGGUACCUGGAUGGACAAGAUGGGAAGUAGUGAAAAGGCAGGAAAUCGAGGAGAACCUGCAACCCCUCGUGAUGGAGCAGCUGUGGAAUUACAAGCGUUGGCAUACAAUAUACUCUGUGCUAUGGCAGAGUGGUCCGAUAGUGGAUUGAUAAGCCAAAAUGGAGUGUCACAUGAUUCCGAGAAUUGGACCUGGUCACAAUGGGCCGAGAAAAUCAAAGCAAAUUUCGAGCCUCAAUUCUACGUCAGCGAAAAUGACGACAGUAAAUAUGUCAAUAGGAGAAACAUAUUGAAAGAUACUGUUGGCUCAUCGCUUGGCUACAGUGAUUACGAGUUGAGACCGAACUUCACUAUCGCUUUAGCUACGGCGCCGACGUUGGUAGAUCCACAUAAAGCUUGGUUGGCACUCGAAGCAGCAAAGAAGUACUUGUUGGGACCGAUAGGAAUCAAAACGCUUGACCCUAGUGAUUGGGCAUACAAUGGCGACUAUUAUAACGAUGAUGGAUGCGAUAAGAAGACCGCAUGUGGGUGGAACUAUCACCAAGGA